Messenger RNA from Trypanosoma grayi, 1812 nucleotides. RefSeq lists its product as hypothetical. The coding region runs from base 1 to 1812 and encodes 603 amino acids. Gene Ontology annotation, cellular component: transcription factor TFIIIC complex. The record is from RefSeq and is a predicted model, not a curated record. Gene Ontology annotation, biological process: transcription initiation at RNA polymerase III promoter. The transcript has a single exon. NCBI's taxonomy places the organism in Eukaryota, Euglenozoa, Kinetoplastea, Trypanosomatida, Trypanosomatidae.
AUGGCGGGUGUCGCGCCGCACCGGCGUUUUGUGUCUGUAGAACUGCCCUUCUGCCUCCCUGUGACGACGAUGUCGUCUUCAUCGCCGUUGCGGUGCGGGCUGGAGGAAACUGAGCGUCAGAUGGUGGAAGCCUUUCUUCCCCCCUCGUUUCUCCGACCGUGUCUCGACGAGGUGGCGGCGGCGGCUGAGAAGGAAAGGGCUGAGACUACCACCGAGGACACCGCCGUUGGAAAAAUGCAACACGAGCACACAGGGGGCAUAGCGACACCAUCGGAGUACUUUACAGGUGAAGUGUUUUCCGGUUGGCGCCCGCUUGACUUUGACCAUGAUGCCAGUGACACGCGGACGCGCGAUGCCGCUACCAGCACCAGCCGCCUUACAAAGGCGGUGAGUGAGGAAGGGGACACGGAGCGAAAACGGAUGUUGUGCGAAUCGUUUCCUUCUUUCACACCCCAGGUGCUAUUGCAGGGUUUCUACAGAAAUGAUAUUCUUUUGGAGGUGACACAAAGAAAACGGAUCAAGCGGCUGCGUGAUCCUAUAACGGGUGACAUUGUGGAAGAAACACGCAUGCCAGACGACAUUGCUGGCAAACAGACUAAGGCAACUGUUGUGGGCAUUGUGUCUCGCGAAGUGGAUAUAGUGAGGCCUGCGGAUUUCUGUUUUUCACCAUUCUCAAAAGACCAGGUGUCAGCUGCACCGGCACUCUGUAGCGUGAACCUUUUUCCCCCAGCACAUUUUGUUGCAGAGAAGACCCCGUUCGAAGUGGAGUGCGAAUUCAGUGGUCACUUGGCGGGAAAAAGGUCUCUCUCACGGGACGGCGCAGCAUGCGGGGAGGGAGGCGAGCAACCGCUUCAAUGGGAAUUUGAGGCAAUGCCAACCUUGUCGGUUAUGGCAAAUGAUCCGAACAUUCCACCGCCCAUGCUCCCCACCCAGAAGGACUUACUUUGCCGCUUAAAUGGCGGAGACGAUGCGGAUGACUGCGUGGAGGUGCGAACGGUGCGGAGCCUUUUGGAGGAACGCCCUGUUUGGAUAGCGCAGGAACUUCUUGACGCCAUUCUUCAGUCGGGGGUUUGCCCACGCACACACAUCAACAAGAAGGCCAUGUCUUGUCUAACGUAUGUCAUAAAAAAUGGACCCUUCAAUCGUCUUCGCGUUCGGCUUGGGUUUGACCCUUACGCGGACCACACGACAGCUUCACUGCAGCGUAUUGCGGUAAAGAUAAACCGUCGCUCUGAACUUGGCACGCUGCUGCGCGACAUUAGCCGCGUACCGCGCAUAGCGGAUGUGAUGAGAGAACUGGCGAAAGGGCAUGUCGACGACGAACUGCCGCAGGCCCAGGCAAACGCAGAGAGCAAGGACGACAAGACUCCACUUCAGUAUCGCCCGAGGGGUUCGUUUUUUGAGAAAAUGGCGAAGGUUAUUCAAGAAGGGCGGCUUUAUGUGGCACUCCAAAUCUUAGACUUGAGUGGGGACACGUUCUUCAAAGAGUUGCUCCUGAAAGUGCCCGCUGCGACGGCGAUGCCCCUGGAGAACCGGUCGGGGCGAAACGGGUGGAUCAGCGAGGGCGGCUAUCAUCUGGCGGCCGCUCGCAUCACAGAGGCGAUUUCGGGGAUGAUAAAGGACGAGGUCGCCCCGGCGCUCGAACGAAGCGGGGGAGGCGACAGUUUUGAUCGACGGCGGCGGAGGGAUGCCAGCCAGUCCCCUGACUCCCCCUCGGCCUCCGACGCGGAAGGCGGAGCCUCGCUCGAAAGCGCCCCGUCCGCCGCGGCCGUCUCCCCCACGGGCGUCGGGGAGGACCGCGGUUUUGAGUAG